Drosophila kikkawai is the source of this 1163-nucleotide messenger RNA. RefSeq names its product methyltransferase 2 (gene Mt2). Gene Ontology annotation, cellular component: nucleus. The record is from RefSeq and is a predicted model, not a curated record. Gene Ontology annotation, molecular function: methyltransferase activity. Lineage: Eukaryota; Metazoa; Arthropoda; Insecta; Diptera; Drosophilidae.
ACACUGACAAUUGCGCUUCCCAGUGUGACCAGUUGGCUGGAAACAGCUGGUGCUCGGUUAAUAAAAUGGAAUUUCGGGUUUUAGAACUAUUUAGCGGCAUUGGCGGCAUGCAUUACGCCUUCAAGUAUGCCCAGCUAGAGGGGGACAUAGUGGCCGCCUUGGAUGUAAACACUGUGGCCAAUGCGGUUUACGCGCAUAAUUAUGGAAGCAAACACGUGAAGACCAGGAAUAUUCAGAGCCUGAGUGCCAAGGAGGUGGGGAAGCUCGGUGCCAACAUGCUGUUGAUGUCACCUCCCUGCCAGCCCCACACCCGCCAGGGAUUGCAGCGGGACACGGAGGACAAGCGGUCUGACGCACUCACUCAUCUCUGCGGGCUCAUACCGGAAUGCAGUGGUCUCCAGUACAUUCUCAUGGAGAACGUCAAGGGAUUCGAGGGCUCUCAGGCCCGAAACCAAUUCAUCGCAGCCCUGGAGCAGGCGAGCUUCCAUUGGCGGGAGUUCAUACUGACACCCACGCAGUUCAACGUUCCAAACACGCGGCAUCGCUACUACUGCAUUGCUCGCCGGGAUCAGGACUUUCCGUUCCCUGGAGGCAGGAUCUGGGAGCAGGUCCCCUUCGAUGUAGUUCUAGAUCAGCCGCUUGCCCGAAUAUCGGAAAUUGUGGAGGAAAAUGUUCCUGACGACUUUCUAGUCCCCGAUGAUGUCUUGUCGAAGCGAGUCCUGGUUAUGGACAUCAUUCACCCAGCACAGAGUAGAUCCAUGUGCUUCACCAAGGGCUACACGCACUACACGGAGGGCACGGGCUCUGCCUUCACGCCUCUCUCGGAGGAGGAGUCCCAUCGGAUAUUCGAACUGGUCAAGGAGAUCGAUACGAGUGGCAGCCCGGAGUCUGCGAACUCGGAGGAAGUGCUGCAGCGACGACUGGAUCUACUGCAUCAAAUAAAACUGCGCUACUUUACGCCCCGCGAGGUGGCUCGUCUGAUGAGUUUUCCGGAGGAGUUUGACUUUCCCACCGAGACGACGAACAGACAGAAAUACCGCCUGCUGGGCAACAGCAUAAACGUUAAGGUGGUGGGAGAGUUAAUCAAAUUAUUGACUGCCGUGUGAAUAUUUUAUAAAAGACCUCAAUUAGUAAUGCAUUCUUAAGGACAUCCUUGAAGUAGA